AUGGCUGGACAAAAUUUACCUUUAAGAAGCAAUUCUGAUAAAUUCAAUACACCUCAUAAUGGUAAUUGUUUUAAAAUAAUUGAGUUUUUGGGGCUAUAUAAUCCUAUCAUGAAAAAGCAUAUAAAGCACAUAAGAAUAAUAACUUCUAAGAAAAUUCAUUCCCAAUAUCUCGGUAAAAAUAUCCAGAAUGAUAUUAUUCAAUUACUAUCCAAAAAUAUUAAUUUACAAAUCAUAUCUGCUCUUAAAAUGCCAAAUAUUAUUCGAUAAUAUUAAAUUAUACUCCUGACAUAAGUUACAAAGAACAAAUGAUUAUAUUUAGAUUUGUUACAACUACAGAAGGUAUUAAUAAGAAUAAAUAACAUCUAAAUGUAAAAAUGAAAAAAUAAUACAAAACUCACCAAAUAAUAUAUCAGCAAGGUGGUAGGCGUGGUUUACAGCUGCCUACCACAGCAAUACAGCGCGCAACACUAUCUCGCCUUGUUUAUGUUUCACUUUUGGUGUGUCGUCCUUUCGUUAGGCUAUAUUGUAUAUUUAAUUUAUAGUCAAACGCAGGGUCGUGCUCAUGGAGGGCACGAGAGGUGCCAACGCACCGGGCACUAUGGCUACAGGGGCACCAAUAAAAUUGUUUAAA
This is a messenger RNA of Cinara cedri, 631 nucleotides long. The record is from the annotation of a GenBank genome assembly. Lineage: Eukaryota; Metazoa; Arthropoda; Insecta; Hemiptera; Aphididae.